Periophthalmus magnuspinnatus is the source of this 2450-nucleotide messenger RNA. Its product is annotated as solute carrier family 22 member 6-B. Gene Ontology annotation, biological process: transmembrane transport. The transcript is spliced from 10 exons. The record is from RefSeq and is a predicted model, not a curated record. Gene Ontology annotation, molecular function: transmembrane transporter activity. Gene Ontology annotation, cellular component: membrane. Bases 15 to 1625 code for a protein of 536 amino acids. NCBI's taxonomy places the organism in Eukaryota, Metazoa, Chordata, Actinopteri, Gobiiformes, Gobiidae.
AACAGGAACCAAACAUGAAUUUUGACCAGAUCCUCGCCGCUGUUGGAGGGUUUGGAAAAUACCAGAAGGUUUUGUACGUGUGGAUCUGUUUGCCCAACGUGCUGCUCGCCUUCCACAUGAUGGUGAGCGUCUUCACCGGGGCCACUCCGCCUCAUCUGUGCCGGGACAGACUUGACCCCGGCGCGCGCAAUGGCACCGCGGACUUCACUGCGCUUAUCCUCAACUCCAGCGACGCACAGGCUUGUCCCGGGUCCGAGGAGGGGGCUCCGGGGGACAGCCGCGCCGCCCCCCCGCGGUGCGUCCACGGAUGGGUUUACAGCAACGAGACAUUCCACAGCACCACGGUCACUGAGUGGGACCUGGUGUGUGACGACGCGCGGCUCAACAGUAUCGGCUCGUCCAUCUACAUGUCGGGGCUGCUGGUGGGGUCCCUGGUGUUCGGGUCCCUCGCCGACAGGUUUGGCCGGCGCCUGAUCCUGCUCCUCUCCAUCGCUCUGCAGACGGUUUUCGGCGUCACCGUCGCCUUCGCCCCGAAUUUCACCGUUUACGUGAUACUUCGGUUUGUCGUCGGCGCCACGAUCUCAGGAGUCAUCAUCAACGCAUUUGUGCUCGGUACUGAGUGGACAUGCACCAAACGCCGCAUGCUGGCCGGCAUCACCACGGACUACGCCUUUGGCCUGGGCUACAUGAUGCUAGCGGGCGUGGCGUACUUUAUCCGAGACUGGAGAACGUUGCAGUUGGCGAUAUCGGCCCCCGGCUUCCUGCUUAUUUUCUAUAUAUGGGUUCUUCCUCAGUCGGCUCGGUGGUUGCUGGCGAAUAACAGAACAGACGAGGCCCUGGCGCUGUUGCGUAAAGCGGCGCGAGUGAACGGCCGAGUGCUGCCCCCCAGUCUGCAGGUGGAAAAGUGUGUGGUCGAAGGCGGAAGCAGGCGACGUCACACGGCCCUGGAUCUUGUUCGUACCCCGAAGAUGAGAAAACAGGCCCUCAUCCUGUUCUACAUCUGGUUCGUGAACGUGCUGGUGUACUACGGCCUCUCAUUGGGCGUCUCCAGAAUGGGCACGAACCUGUACCUCACUCAGUUCGUGUUCGGGCUGGUGGAGAUCCCGGCUCGCUCCAUCGUUCUGUUCGUUCUCCCGUUCAGCCGCCGCUUUUCCCAGAGCGGCUUCCUGGCUGUUGGGGGUCUGGCCUGUCUUUUCAUGCUCACGGUUCCUGCAGAUCAGUCCAAUGUGAUGACGGGUCUUGCCAUGGUGGGAAAAUUUGGGAUCACCGCUUCCUUUGCCGUUGUCUAUGUGUACACUGCAGAGAUAUUCCCAACUGUGCUUCGCCAAACGGGGAUUGGCGUGUCCAGUAUGUUUGCCAGAAUGGGUGGAGUUCUGGCUCCUAUUAUUAAUAUGAUCCACAGCCACAGCCCCACAACCCCGCUGGUUAUUUUUGGAACUGCGCCUGUGCUCGGGGCUGCGCUGGCUCUGAUGCUGCCAGAGACCGCGGACAAACCUCUGCCAGACACUGUGGAGGAUGUGGAGAACUGGUACAAACGAUCAGCUGACACUGACAAACCUAAAGUUCCCGGUGAAACAUCUGAAUUAUCAAACUCAGGAGAACAUCAGCUUGAAAGUCAAACGUAGAACUUUGCUUUUUUUUACUGUUCAUUUUACAGAAAGUCUGAGCCAAAACUUCAAACAUGUCUCACACUGCUCUAUGCAACUCACUCUAUGCAAUAAACUCAGGUUUUACAGUUCACUCAGAGCAAACACAAGGGACUUUUCUGGUGCCAAGCUGGUUUUAUAUAUAACAUGUGUGUUCUUGAUAUAAAAUACUCUCAAGACUGAGAUGUUUACAGUUUUAAAAUUUUAAGCCUUUUGUUUCCUUUGUGUUGAUUUGUUUUGUCAUAUGAACCUUUCCCUCGGACCAGGGGAGAAAACGCUUCAAACGCACAACUGUUUUUCUAAUAACGAGAAUGUUUUAUAACAACAUUUUUGUGACGGCAAUGUUACAUUACAGCAUUUUAGUAGCAUGGCCUUUGACCUUUUGUAGCAUGUUUUGUGUUUCCAGAUGUUUAACUGUUUGUACAGAGUGUGCCGACUGAAUGCAUUUCUACAGUGGCAAUGUCAAACUGAAUGAGUUUUUAACAAAGAGCUACAAUUUAAAGUUUACAGUGAAUGUAAAUGUGAUGCUUGUUUUACAAAUUCAUGUGUUUACACUUAAACCUUUAAAAGUUUGAUAUAAACAUUGUUUUAGUUUGAAGCUACAGGCACAAUCAAAACAGUCUAAGGUGAAAAUGUAGCAUCAGUUUGGUGACUUCCAACAAUAUUUUUUUAAAUCUGUCAAACUCAGAUUGUGUUUGUGGGUCUCAUUUACAAAAUAAACUUUAUUGUAUCAUUUGAAUGCAUUGCAUUUAAAAACUGUAAUAAUCAAGUAAAUAAUAAAGUGACGGCCUUUGGGCCAGACUU